AUGUGAGGCUGGAGUAAGGCCAUAGUUCUGACUGACUGAGACUCACCUGCUCCUGUGCCCUGUCCUCUCCAUUCCCCAGCAUGGUGUAUCUGUGGUUCCCCGGAGGCUCCUGGACAGCAACUCUGACAGUGAUAUUGAUGGUGCUGAGCCCUCCUCUGGCCUGGGCCAGGGACACCCCACCACAUUUCCUGGAGUAUCUUAAGGGCGAGUGUCAUUUCACCAACGGAACGCAGCGGGUGCGGCUUGUGAUCAGAGACAUCUACAACGGGCAGGAGAACUUGCGCUUCGACAGCGACGUGGGGGAGUUCGUGGCGGUGACCGAGCUGGGGCGGCCGACCGCCGAGGCCUGGAACAGCCAGCAGGACUUCCUGGAGCGGAUGCGGGCGCAGGUGGACACGGUGUGCAGACACAACUACGAGGUGUUUGAUAACUUCCUGGUGCAUCGGCAAGCUGAGCCUACAGUGACUGUGUAUCCUGCAAAGACCCAGCGCCUGCAGCACCACAACCUCCUGGUCUGCUCCGUGAAUGGUUUCUAUCCAGGCGACAUUGAAGUCAGGUGGUGGCGGAAUGGCCAGGAAGAGGAGGCUGGGGUCGUCUCCACAGGCCUGAUCCGUAAUGGAGACUGGACCUUCCAGACCCUGGUGAUGCUGGAAACAGUUCCUCAGAGUGGAGAGGUCUAUACCUGCCAAGUGCAGCACCCAAGCCUGACGAGCCCUAUCACAGUGGAAUGGAGGGCACAGUCUGAAUCUGCACAGAGCAAGAUGCUGAGUGGCGUCGGGGGCUUCGUGCUGGGUCUGCUCUUCCUCGGGGCGGGGCUAUUCAUCUACUUCAGGAAUCAGAAAGGGCACCCUGGACUUCAGCCAACAGGACUCCUGAGCUGAAGUGGAGAAGGGGACACUCAGAGAAGAGCCUUCUGGCCCAGCUUCUUCGCAGCAUGAAAAGGUUUCCUGCUUGACUCUGAUUCCACAAAGAGAGGCUUCCUCGCCAUCUGGUUUGCUCCUGGUUCAGUGACUCUGCAAAAAUCGCCCCCCCCUCUUGGCUUCCUCAAUCCUCACCCUUAACCUGGAAGUCCCCAAUAUUGAUUGCAGUCCCUUAUCCUCAUUCAUUCCUGGUUCCCUUUGCAUCUCACUGUCCCCUGUGCAUCUGAUCUCACCUUCUGCGCACAUUACUUUAUAACAUUUUUCUUAAAUAAAUAUGGAGUGAAAAUCA
Messenger RNA from Hipposideros armiger (great roundleaf bat), 1209 nucleotides. Its product is annotated as H-2 class II histocompatibility antigen, E-S beta chain. NCBI's taxonomy places the organism in Eukaryota, Metazoa, Chordata, Mammalia, Chiroptera, Hipposideridae. Gene Ontology annotation, cellular component: membrane; MHC class II protein complex. Gene Ontology annotation, biological process: immune response; antigen processing and presentation. The coding region runs from base 81 to 881 and encodes 266 amino acids. The transcript has 6 exons. The record is from RefSeq and is a predicted model, not a curated record.